Molecule: messenger RNA, 3503 nt
Organism: Maniola jurtina (meadow brown)
Lineage: Eukaryota; Metazoa; Arthropoda; Insecta; Lepidoptera; Nymphalidae
Product: tyrosine-protein phosphatase non-receptor type 13-like
Exons: 2
Coding region: 215-3382 (1055 amino acids)
Cellular component (GO): cytoskeleton
Molecular function (GO): protein binding
Source: RefSeq, a predicted model, not a curated record
UUUGACAACAACGGGUAAAAGCAGGUAAAAGCGUUAAAAAAAUGGAAUGCACAUUGGACAAGUUGGGGCAAGUGAAAAUGAAGGAAACAAGUGGAUUCUUUGAACUGUUUAAAUUAAAAUGUUACUUUCAAUUUUAUGUAAAUAUGAGUGAAUAAUUACAACGCAAGUGUAGUGAUAAAUUAUUAGGACUAAAUUGAGAACUUUCAAAUCUAAAAUGCCACGCAACUGUGAUGAAGACUCUGGACGCAGUUCCUGUUCGGCCGCAUCCAUCAAUUUCAGUCCCAUCAUGGAAAUGCACAAAUUUGAACCAGCCAACUUAAAAUCAAAAGAGCAAUUCAUUCAAAACGUAGAUCUCAAAGUUAGCACCCAGCCUAGAAACUUUGCUAGUAUAAUAAAAUCUCCAGACGAAAAAGAUCCCUUCCCUAGUUGCAGGCUUCCUAGAAAACAUAGAAAUCCUGUAUUUAGUCUAUUUGACAAUUCCCGAUUAGGUGGCUUAAGUAACGCUCAUUCAACCCUUGACAUAGCUUGCAGUACUCAAAUCGAAAAAUCUAUGCAAGGACAUGCUAUAUCUACAUCAGCAAUAAAUUCAGAUGUCAAAGUUAAUAAACAAUCUACAAAUGCACACUUUAGAAGAGGUAAACCAGUCCAAAGGGCAGCUUCUAGACUUUACAAAGCAGAAAAUUGUAAAGGCAAAGAAGGCUGCAUAGGACCCGAGUUCAUCGUCAGAGCCUCACAACCUGUGAAACAUAUAGAUUUAACAGUUUCAGCUAUUUGUGAUAAGAGAGUUAUAACUGUUGUACUUCUGAAUGGUCAGAGAGUAGAAGUUAUGUGCGACCCUAAUACAGUAACAGCUGGGCAGAUUUUCGAAGCUUUAGUGUCCAGUGAAAAGUAUGAACACAACUUUAUGCUCGGCAUAGCCAUAUUAAUAGGUGGUGACUUUGUUUUUUUACCAGAUGAUUACAAAAUCAAAAAGGUUGCACCUGAAAAGUGGCACAAAAAUAAAAACAAAGCUAAUGAUGAGGAUAUUUCUGUUACUCUUUUUUUGAGAAUCAAGUUUUUCCUACCAAUGAAUGUGGCUAACAAUAUUCAAGGAGGUGAAUGGACGCAUAGAGUGUAUUUGCAGCUUAGAAGGGCGACAGUUGAAGGACAGAUGAUCUCAACAAUACAGAAUCUCAUUUUGUUAGCCGGGUAUGCAUUGCAUAUCGAAUUUGGCGAGUUUUCGUAUAGAGAACAUGGCACAGCAGAUUAUUUUUUACUAGAACACUAUUUACCAGAAUUUCUAAUAACAAAUGAUAUGGCAGAUGUUAAAUUUCGUAUGAAACGUGCCCACGAAACUCGACGUGGGUUAGAUAGGAGCAAAGCAAUUAUAAAUUAUAUUACUUUAGCGCAAACUUUUAGAGAUUAUGGAGCACAUUUUUACUCAGCAGUUUGGGCAACAAGGGAUGGAUUUUGCAGAGAUGUGUGGCUUUCGAUAGGUCCAAGAGGCGUAACCCUUUAUUCAAGGACACAUAACGUUUCAGAAGAAACCAAUAGUGCAAAUCGCAUAGUACUUCAAAGCUUGCCUUGGCAUCAUAUACACACAUUCUAUUACAACAAGAAAAGCCUUUACAUAAUGCCUAAUUCAUACUCUGGCUUAUCAAAGAUUGGGAUCAAAUAUAAACUUAAAAUGCCAGAGAAUAAAAGCUACUUUGCAUUCUGGUUGGCGUCACUACACCAUAGAUUGUACGUAAAACUGUAUGCUAAAGAGGAUUUUAUAAAUUAUUUAUCAAGUGAGUUAAACUGCCCAAUGGCUGAGAAUAACAGUCCUAAUAAAGUGGAAUGUAGCAACUAUCAAGAUAGCUACAACUUGGCUGUUAGAAAUCCAGCUAGAAUUCGAAGACCAAUCAGGAGACGGUUUAGAGUAGAUUUAUUUAGUGAUAAGAAAUCUCAGAAUAAAGAAAACGAAAGGCCUAAUACUGAGGAAUUAUUAAGGCAGAUUUUGUCACCCCUACCAAGUGAAGAGAGUAUGUUAAACUCUCCAAACAAAAUUGGUCAAAGAAGCUCUUCCAAUGAAGGCUUAUCUUCCUCCGAAAGUAGUUUGCCGAGAAGGCAUGGUGUCAAAAUGGGAACUAGAAUGUUCAAUGAAAAAUAUGCUAGAUCACCUAACAAACUUCUAUCAGUGAAGUCUGAUGGUGAUCUGGCUAUGACGCAAAGUGACUCGGAUGAUCUGAGUUCAGAGCAAAGACAGUGCAAUGUAAAUAGUAUGCAACUGUUACCAGAGCGCUCUUACAGCCAAAAUAUGGCGGCGCCAACAGCAUAUGUUUUAGAAUCUCCAAAAGUAUACUCAGAUGUCUUCAAUUAUGACACAGGAAAUGAAUCUUGUGUAAAUACGUCCAUAUUUGAUAGAUUAGACAACAUGGAAUGUGUGCAAGGUGAAAGGGUAUUCGUCACAGCUGUACUAGAAAGGGACAAGACAAAUGCUCUAGGACUACAAGUAGCAGAAGGAUCGGAUGGUAAUGUGUACAUAAAGUCGAUAACGCCUAGCAGUGCGGCAGAUUUGUGUGGAAAACUGUUGCCUGGCGAUCAAAUCAUAUCAGUGAAUGGGCAGACUUUAUUAAAUUUAAAAUACGACAAAGCUUUAAACAUGCUGCAGUCAGCACCACAGAAAGUGGAACUUAUUGUAUUACAGAAUACUACAAAAAAUGCCUUUUCAGACCACGAAAAGGCAUCGAUUUCGCAAGAACUUCAUGGUAGUCAAGUUUUACAGAAUAGCUUAAGACAAAGUAUAGCCAGUGCUCUAGAUGUCGAGAUAAUGGACGAUGAACUUCUGAAUGAAGAAGCAUUGAAAACUAUUUAUGCCCUUAUAAAGUUAACUAAGGACAAAGUUAUAAGUCGAAUGAAAGACAAAUCAAGUCGACAAACUACUCCAAACAGAUCAAACUUACAGAAAUGCUAUUCAGAAAAUAAAGUUUACGAAGAGUCUGAUAUAGGUAAUUAUUCGUCACAGGAAAAUACGCCGCAAAAAAGAAAUUCCCAGAAAUUCAAUACAUGGCGUGAACAACUAGUAAAUAGACCGAAACGCCGACCUUUAAGUUUGAGUAUACCAACAGACGUCAAUGUUCCCGAUGAUUAUUUGAAUGAUAAUAGUUUUAUGAAAAAAACUUCACUUAAAUCCAUUCAGUCUUCAUUGAAUAGUUUGGAUAGUAAAAGUAAUUCGUCCAAAAAUGUCGCGCUACCAAGAAAUUUCGGACUUAGUAGAAGAUGGUUAGGACCUGUAAAAUACCCUGUUACCCCUUGCAAAAACACUAACAAUACCGAAAGUGCAAUCGUUGAUAGCAAUGUUAUAAGAAGACAUUUUGUGUAUGGUACGGGUGAUUCAGAUGAAGAGCAAAUUUUUUUAUAAAUAACUAUUUAAGUAGAUAGAAGAUAUUUUAAGAUACUUUAUGCAUAUGUACUGUUACGUGUAAGAAAUUAUAUAAUUUUAUGUUUAUUGUACAGUUGACCAAUAUUUUAAAAUAAAUAUC